Molecule: messenger RNA, 5268 nt
Organism: Alligator mississippiensis (American alligator)
Lineage: Eukaryota; Metazoa; Chordata; Crocodylia; Alligatoridae
Gene: RETREG1
Product: reticulophagy regulator 1
Exons: 9
Coding region: 85-1476 (463 amino acids)
Biological process (GO): negative regulation of neuron apoptotic process; reticulophagy
Cellular component (GO): endoplasmic reticulum membrane
Source: RefSeq, a predicted model, not a curated record
GUAGUUGCAGUCACUGAUCUCGGUGGCACCUGCUCGGGCUGCACCGUGACGUACCGGGGGGGGCGCAGCCCAGGCCGCGCAGCUAUGGCGAGCGUUGUCGCCGCAAAGCAGCAGCCUCCAGCGCGGGACCAGCGGGCACCCGGCGGGGCAGCUACCGCCGCCGCCGUGUCGGCGCUGCUGGGAGAUACGGGGCUGGCGCUGGGCGGCUGCGUGGCGGCGGCUCUGAGCUGGGAGCGGCCUCUGCGCAGCCUGGGCGGCUUCGUCUGCGCCAAUCUGCUCUUCUGGUUCCUUGCACUGACCCCUUGGAGAGUGUAUCACCUGACUUCUCUCAUAAUACUCGGUGUUGUAAUAAUGCAGAUCGUAAAGGAUAUGGUAUUGUCUAGAAUAAAAGGUGCACAGCUCUGGAGGAGCCUCACUGACAGUUGGGAAGUUGUCAGUUCCAAAUCGGACUACAGACCCCGAAUAAAUCAAUGUAUUGCUGAAGCACUGAUGAAUUUGUUUAUAUUUCUUGAAGAGAUGUCACACUUCAAAGAGCAGAAUCCUGGCAAGUUUUGCCUUCUAGUCUGCAGUGUAUGCACAUUUUUCACCGUCUUGGGAAGUUAUGUUCCUGGAGUUGUACUGUCCUACUUUCUGUUACUCUGUGCCUUUUUAUGUCCUUUCUUCAAGUGCAAUGAAUUUGGGCAGAAAGUGUGCAGCAGAAUUAAGUCAGUUCUGCUGAAACUGGAUUUUGGACUUGGGGAUUAUAUCAACCAAAAGAAAAGAGAACGAUCUGAAGCAGCAAAAACAAAAUCCACAGAAGAUGAGAGUGAAUUAGACAUAUCAGCUUUGUGUCCUAAGGUUAGUCCUGCAGUUGUUGCCAAAGAGCUAUCAGUGUCUGACACAGAUGUAUCAGAGGUAUCUUGGACUGAUAAUGGGACCUUUAAUUUAUCUGAAGGAUACACUCCCCAGACAGACACAUCUGAUGAUUUUGACCGACCGAGUGAUCAUGAAGAAGCUUUUGCCAGAGAUCUUGCAGAAUUUCCCUCCUUAGAAAAUGGUGCAGGAACGAAUGAUGAUGAUGACUCAAGCAUUGGCCUGCCUACUCAGCAAAAGAGAAAAAAGGAACAAAUGCCUUUCAAGGCAGAUCAUUCUCCCAAACAGAGUACAGAGAGACCAUCUGCUGCAGGCUUCUCCUUGCCUUUGACCAGUGGCCAAACCUUUAACUUAGUGAGUGGUAUUGCUGGCGAUGUCAUUGCAGCUGCAGUAUCUGCUGCCAUCAAAGACCAGUUGCAAUCUGCACAGGAAGCCCCUUUACAGGCAUUCCCCAGUCUGAGCGAGGAGACAGAUACAGAAGAAGCUGAUGAUUUUGAACUGCUUGACCAGUCAGAGCUUGAGCAAAUUGAGAGUGAACUGGGUCUUACACAAGGCCAGGAAGGGCAACCACAGGGAAAAAAGAAAUCUAAAGGCUUCCUUUCAAAUCUACUUGGAGGUCAUUAAACCGGAAAUUGGAGUUAGUAACAUAGCAGGAAUGAAACAAAAAAAACCCAAUAAAAUGCAAAAAAGGAAAAAUCUGAGCUGUAAGCUUUAACUAUUACUUUAGAUGUGUUGUAAUAAUUCCCUUUAUGCAGAGUGAAUUAACUGGAUACAUAACAGCUGACACUGAUAGUUUAAUGUUCCUGAUAGUUAUGCCUCAGUGUAGUAGCAUGGAAACGAAUUAUCUAUCCACUGUUUGGUCACAGAUGAAUGUUGGAGGUCAGUUGUUCUUCAAAAACAAACAUUGACAAAUUUAUAUUUGGGGUCAUCAGCCAAAUGCUCUCCAUCUUGGGUUUGUUUACACAUAGUUUUCAAAAAUGCAAAGCAUUUAAUGAUAAAUAGAAUUAUCAGUGGGAUGCAACAAGAUGAGCAAAAUCUUUUAACUGUCUCGCUAAUCCAUGUAGUCAUCAAUGUAUGCAGUGCAUUUGAUGUUCACAAACGUUUUAACCAGUAUAACUCUCUAGUUUAAGUAUGUGUGCAACACCAUCAAAAUAAACUAAAGUUGUGUUGCUUAUGUAAAACUUGAAAAUUAUUUUUAUGGGAUAGGCUGAUACAUUUCCAAGUUCUCUGUUGUUUAGGUUUGUAGUUAUGAAAUGGCAUGCUACUAGAUUGACCAUGUGCUGUGUUCUCUGCUACAGUUUGUACUGGGCGGCAUUGCCCAUAGAAAACAAAGUUGUAUUUGAGAUUAUGACUAUCAUGUAAACUGAACAAGGAGUGAACAAGGUGAGUUUUUUAUUCUUGUUGAUAUUAUUAGUAUUAUUACAAUUAUAGUUUGGAAUAGGGAAGCCAUGAAAAGAUGAACUGCGAAGCUUUACACUUGUUACUUCCGGAAUUCAAAGUUCUGUUUUUUUCUUGAGAUAACUUUUUUCAUGAGUUGACAUCACUUGCAAAAGAAGUUCUGUAGAGAGCUAUAUUCCUUAAGUUCUUUCAAGCAUUGAGUGAUUUAGGUCAGCUCUUACAGAAGAAAUGCAGAAUCAUCUUGGCAUGUGCAUGAAGGAAGAACUUGUGUUAAAAUAUUUAUUUGUAAUGUUUAACUCCACAUACACUUGAUUACUGACUUGGGAAGUUAAAUGUAUAACUUAUUGAAAUUUUAAACGUUUUGGAUCAUUUUCAAACACAUAUAAAAGGUAAUACCAGUUUAAAAAAAGAUUGAUAGGAAGUAAAGCUAGUUUUAUUAAUGUGAUGUAAACUGUUAGCAGGGUUGAGGGACCAUGUCAGCUGUUGCCACUAAUCUUAACUGAUAUCCCUUUUGCUGGCAUUUUACAGAUAGAUGUUGUCAUCUAGAACCCUCACAAAGUAUAGCCCCAGCUUUUAGGAAGGUUUGCUUUUCUUCCACAAUAGACUACACUUAGAUUAACCCCCAUGUUCUACAGUAACACAGUUUCAAAUUUGCUUUUCUUUCUGAGGUGUUAAAGAACUAGACAGAUUGCCAAAAAAUGUAGGUAAAGGAAAACUACUGGAGACUUUUGACACUAACUGUAUUGUUACUUGUGCUUAUGUGUCAGUAAUGCCUAUUGACUGUGUUUGCUGUCCUUUAUCAGUACAAAAGUGAGCCUGUGCCUUCAUUGUCAAACCCAUUAUAAAACAAGUGAAAGCUGGAUGUAGAGCCCACAAAAUGUAGCUUCUUAAAUGAUAUCAUCUUCACAUUUAAUGCAGAUUUCUGGAAAUUAUUAUGAAAAUGAAGUAUGACACACAUCUUUCACAAUGUAUUAAGUAUUAGGUUUCUUUUAUAAAUUUUCCCAGUCUGUGCUUCCCCAUUUAAAAAAGAACAAACCUUUGGCCAGGAAAUCAGCAUAAAAGCCGUUUCAGUUUUUCAGAGAAAUGAAAAACUCUGUUUCCUUAAUACAUGUUUGAGACGAUCUAUAUAGUAAGAAGAGUAGAAGUUAUAAGUCAGUGAUGAAGCUUUACAGAAUAUGUAGACUGUGUGCUUCCCUUAUGGGAUGUUAUAAGUGCUAAGUUACAAGACCUGAAAAAAAUAGGAUGGGGAGGGCUGGAGGGGAGCAGUUGUUAACAAAACUUUAACAAGUGGACGAUGAAGCAUACCAGCUUGCUGUCAAUGGUGACAUUGUAACAGUGUGCACUUUAUUGUUGUUUUAUGAAGAAAACUUGUGGUUACAAAAGUAUAUAACACAGGGCACUCUUCUAGAAUUGUUAGUUACAUUGAGGGAAAAAAGUUGCAGGAGGAGUUGCUCAGACUUUUUGUGAAUGAUCCAUUUUCUGGUUUCGAGAUAGAAAAGUAAAUUGAUUGACUACCUGUUCUGGUGUUGAAUGAGUUCCGUGUUACCCAUAGAAAGCAAGGCAAAGCAAAACAUGGAUUUAUCAUCUUUAACUGUUUGUUCAAGACGUAUUGCAGUAGUCAUUAUUCCUCUUAAAUCACUGGCAGAUGCUUUAUAAAAGUAUAUGAGUCUAUAUUUUGUUCAUUUCCAAUUAACCUGUGAGUAUCUGUUAGAGCAGAGCCAGAAUCAAGGCUUUUGAGCAUGGCCUGAUUUUCCACAAAAUUUUCACAAACAAGAAGCACUUGCUUGAGGGGAGAAAAAAAAACAUUUGCUAGGCAGUCCAAUACCACUAAGUGAAUUGUUGUGCAAGAAGGAACAGCUUCUCUCCUCCUAAAAGAUCCUGUUCUCAUUGUGUUUAUUUGGAAUCCAUGUUAGGAAUGCUAAUGUUACUAUAUUCCAGUGUCAGCAACAAAAUAGCCUUCAUUUAAGAAUUCCUGCAUUCUAGUCUCCCAGUGAUCCCACAACUGCUUUCAUAACAAGUUUACUCCCAAAUUUUUGCAUUCCCAAAUUAAAUAAAAUACCAACCUCCCCACCCCUCCCCCCAAAAUUAAAAAAAAACCAUGGGCGCACGAGAAGGUAAAAUCAACACUUUAAAACAUAUAUUUGCGUCUUUAUAAAUCUGCUUUGAUAAAUAUAUGAAACAAAACAGUCACAAUCUAGUUGGAUCUGUACGUAUCUAAAGACAUUUUCCACUGGUUAGAAGUGUAGAUGGACCGUAGUUCAGCACUGCAUGCUCAUUAAAAUUCCUGGACUUUUCUGAGCCUUUCCUGAGAAAGGAGUGCUGAAUUGGGGGCCUUAAUUAUGCAAAUCCUGCUUCUUGAACAACAUGUUAAAGUCCUGAACAAAAGAGCCUGCUUUCAAAUAACUUUGAUGUUGAUAUAGAAGCUUUUGUAUGUGUAAUCAUGUAUAUAUACAAUAUAGAAAAUCUGUGAGGAGGAGGGGUAGAUGAUAAUAUUUGAACACAAAAGACCAGGACCUAACAAAAUAUGAAAAAUACAGAUUUUACUUGCUUUUGGUUCAUUUUGCACUUUUUCUAGACAAAUAUGUAUGUUUAUCUAAGCACUCUGAACAAAUGCACCUUGCUCUAAAUUUGUUUUACUAUAAAAAAAAGCAACGUAACCAUCUGUAAAUACAGCCUAUCCAGGUACCAGAAACUGGAAAAUUACAAAACGUCAUUGAACAGUUUUAAGACUGUUUAUCUAAAAUAUUUUGCAGCACUUUACCUAACAUGAUUACUGUUUUAUAAACAUAGAGUUAUUAUACCAGUUGUUUGUAAAACCAUUUAAUAAAUAUAUGUUAGUUUUUAUCUUUCAUUAUAUAUAAUUGUAUGUUUGUUAUCCAAGGGGAAAAAAACUUUAAAAAAACUUUAGUCAACUUAGUGCCACUUCUUGUUUUUGUUUUCAUUUUUCCUUAAUCUGAUGUGAACCACUGUUUAAUAGUGUGGUGGGUCAUACUAAAUAAACAUUCAUUUUAGCUUUCA